AAUAACUAUAAAAAGGGGCGUGCUCGCCACCCUGAUCCAUCAUUCAAGUUAUAUUUUUUUAUUCAAGAUGUCUGGACAAAACUCCAACCCCGGAAACUUUGCCAACCGUUCCAAGGAGGAACUCAGAGAGAUCGCCAGCAAGGGUGGUCAUGCUAGCCACAGCGGAGGAUUCGCCAGCAUGGAUCCUCAGAAGCAGCACAAUAUUGCCAGCAAGGGAGGCCAUGCCUCGAGUGGUUCUUUCAAGAAAGGUGAAGCCAGAGCCAGCGCAGCUGGACGCAAGGGUGGCGCUCGUUCUCAGGGUGGUAAAAAAUCUGGUGGUCGCGGUCGCCGUGGUCAAACCGAACAGUCUGUCGACGAAGAAGAGUAAAGUCUCACACACGAUGGGAUAUAUUUACUCUAAGCAACAAAAAAAGGUUGCAGCAAUUAUGUAAAUAAAAAAUAUUGUUUCAAAUAAUUAUGAAAAGAACCUCCCAAUUUAUCAUUUGAUUGAUGAAGUUGAUCUUUCCAAGUCGUAUACUACCAACUCAUGCGUGAGCACCGACAAGAACGAAAUAAUUAAGUGUGCGGAUAAUCCGUUCUUAUGUGGCAUGGAUGUUUGUGUUUCGGGGUCGACGGAUGAAAAAUUUGACGCGGUGUCACACAAAGCCCGCUCAAAAGAGUCAGUGCUUCAGCAGCCGUGAGUCAUUUUAUAUA
This is a messenger RNA of Radiomyces spectabilis, 693 nucleotides long. RefSeq lists its product as uncharacterized. The record is from RefSeq and is a predicted model, not a curated record. NCBI's taxonomy places the organism in Eukaryota, Fungi, Mucoromycota, Mucoromycetes, Mucorales, Radiomycetaceae. The transcript is spliced from 2 exons. The coding region runs from base 68 to 367 and encodes 99 amino acids.